CGACUACCGCUUCUAAGCAGGCGCACGUUCUUAAGCCGCGGUGUCCAAACGGUGCUGCUAUCCAUUGGGGGCGACUCACCGGGGGAUAUGCAUUGCAAAUUUAUAGCAUUUAAAAGCCGCCUUACCUAUCCAUCGGCUACUCAGUCGAAGUUGGUGGAUCGAGUGGACGUGCCACGUGGCAGUUGGGUAGUUCGGUAGUGGUUCGGUGUAUUGUUCUUCUUCCUUUGGUUCGUUCCGCGUUCCAUCGCCAGUUGACCCGGACCCGGGCGUAGUGUUUUUGGAGUGCAGAACCGGAUAAGCAGCAAAGUGUCCACGAUGACGCUCGUGCUGGAGCGGAUGUACGACGUGUACCGGGAGUACAUGGUGGAGCGGCGGGAUAUGCGCAGCGCCCAUCUGCCGCUGGCCGGCAGCCCGUGGCCGCUGAUGCUGCUGCUCGCCACCUACCUGUACGGGGUGCUGCACGCGGGCCCUCGGUUCAUGGCCCAGCGGAAGGCGUACGAUCUGCGGAAGGUGAUCCGGGUGUACAACAUAGUGCAAGUGCUGAUUAACAGUGUCAUCUUUCUGUGGAUUGUCAUCAAGAUGUUUGUCGUGUACCGGGACUACAACUUCUCCUGCCAGGUGUGCAACUACACGUCCGACUACCGGGGGAUGGAGGAGAUGUACCUGAGCUACAGCUACUUCCUGCUGAAGGUGCUCGACCUGGCCGACACCGUGUUCUUCGUGCUGCGGAAGAAACAGUCGCACGUAUCGUUCCUGCACGUGUACCAUCACACCAUGAUGGUGAUCGGGUCGUACUUCGGCAUGCUGUACGUACCGGGCGGGCAUGCCAUUAUGCUCGGCAUCUGGAACACGCUCGUCCACGCGGUCAUGUAUCUGUACUACUUCGUCUCGUCGUACGGCUCGCAGUACAGCGGUUGGUGGAAGAAGCACCUCACGCGCAUGCAGCUGCUGCAGUUCGUUCACCUCGCGUUCCACUUCGGCAUACCGCUGUUCUUUAAUCGCGAGUGCAAGUUCCCGCGCUUCUGGAUGGGGGUCGGGUUCCUGCAGGCCCUCUUCAUCCUCGGCCUGUUUAUGGACUUUUACAUUAAGUCGUACGUCGUGAAGCGGAAAGAGCAGGCUGGUGCGAUAAAGCAGUGCUACAAAGUAUCGGGCACCGUGCGGUGUCAGUCUCACUUGCGUGCUGCCGCCGUGCGGAGAGUACCUGGCAGUUCCUUACUUCCCAUUCCCUACGCGAUACGGUUCACGAUGGCGUUGAUCAUACGCUCGAUCUACAGCGGGUACAGCUACCUCGUGGACAAAACAGAUGAGCGUGUGGUGGAACUGCCGCUGCUGCGCUCCGUCUGGACGGUUCCACUGAUAACGGGUGCGUACCUGUACUUUGUGCUCGAUCUCGGCCCCAAGCUGAUGGCCAACCGGAAGCCGUUCGAGAUGCGCCGCUUCCUUUGCGCCUACAAUCUGGCCCAGGUCGCUGCCAACGUGUGGACAUUCGCGAUGGGCGUAAGGUACCUGCGGACGUACAACUUCUCCUUCGUCUGUCAGCCGCUGCGCCUGGACCGUAGCGACCAAUCGAUGGACGAGAUGUAUCUGGCCUACGCGUACUUCCUGCUCAAGAUCCUCGAUCUGGCCGAUACCGUGUUUUUCGUGCUGCGCAAGAAACAAUCGCACGUGACGUUUCUGCACGUGUACCAUCACACGAUCAUGGCGCUGUCGGCUUCGCUGUUUUUGCGCUAUCUGUCCGGUGGGCACUGCUUUAUGCUCGGCAUGCUGAACACGUUCGUGCACGCGGUCAUGUACUUUUACUUCUUUCUCACGAUCUACCGGCCGGAAGCGGUGCGCGGUGCGAGCUGGAAGCGGUACGUUACGCUACUGCAGAUGGCGCAGUUUGCGUACAAUGUGGUUCACUUCUUCCGGCCGAUCGUGCUCGGUGUGGACUGUGGGUAUCCGCGGGCGGUCAUGUGGUUCGUGGGCAUGCAGAACAUCUUUAUGCUGCUGAUGUUUAGCGAUUUCUAUCGGCGGGCGUACCUGCGAACCCCGAAAGCAGCGGCACACGCAAACUGAGUCGGUGGAGCCGGUGGCGAAUAAAGUGUAACACUUAAAUUAAA
This is a messenger RNA of Anopheles gambiae (African malaria mosquito), 2102 nucleotides long. RefSeq lists its product as uncharacterized. Gene Ontology annotation, cellular component: endoplasmic reticulum membrane. Gene Ontology annotation, biological process: fatty acid elongation, saturated fatty acid; fatty acid elongation, polyunsaturated fatty acid; sphingolipid biosynthetic process. Gene Ontology annotation, molecular function: fatty acid elongase activity. The transcript is spliced from 5 exons. Bases 316 to 2058 code for a protein of 580 amino acids. Lineage: Eukaryota; Metazoa; Arthropoda; Insecta; Diptera; Culicidae. The record is from RefSeq and is a predicted model, not a curated record.